CAGACACUUGCCCGAGGUCACAGAGCUAAUCUCACCUCCCACUCCCUCCGCCUCCUCCCUGCACCAUGGCUCCAGGCCCUUUCUCCUCGGCGCUCCUCACGCUGCCUCCCGCUGCCCUGCCCUUUCUGCUGCUCCUCUGGGCGGGGGCGUCUCGAGGCCAGCCCUGCCCGGGCCGCUGCAUCUGCCAGAACGUGGCACCCACGCUGACCAUGCUGUGCGCCAAGACCGGCUUGCUCUUUGUGCCGCCAGCCAUCGACCGGCGCGUGGUGGAGCUGCGGCUCACCGACAACUUCAUCGCGGCCGUCCGCCGCCGCGACUUCGCCAACAUGACCAGCCUGGUGCACCUCACCCUCUCCCGGAACACCAUCGGCCAGGUGGCGGCCGGCGCCUUUGCAGACCUCCGCGCCCUCCGCGCGCUGCACCUCGACAGCAACCGCUUGGCCGAGGUCCGAGGCGACCAGCUCCGCGGCUUGGGCAACCUCCGCCACCUGAUUCUUGGCAACAACCAGAUCCGCCGAGUGGAGUCGGCCGCCUUCGACGCCUUCCUGUCCACCGUGGAGGACCUAGAUCUGUCCUACAACAACCUGGAGGCCCUGCCGUGGGAGGCCGUAGGCCAGAUGGUGAACCUGAACACCCUCACGCUGGACCACAACCUCAUCGACCACAUCGCCGAAGGCACCUUUGUGCAGCUCCACAAACUGGUUCGCUUGGACAUGACCUCCAACCGCCUGCAUAAACUGCCCCCCGACGGGCUCUUCCUGAGGUCCCAAGGCCCCGGACCUAAGCCGCCCACGCCGCUCACGGUCAGCUUCGGCGGCAACCCCCUGCACUGCAACUGCGAGCUGCUCUGGCUGCGGCGCCUGACGCGAGAGGACGACCUGGAGACGUGCGCCACCCCCGAGCACCUCACCGACCGCUACUUCUGGUCCAUCCCCGAGGAGGAGUUCCUGUGUGAACCUCCGCUGAUCACUCGGCAGGCGGGCGGCCGGGCCCUGGUGGUGGAGGGCCAGGCGGUCAGCCUGCGCUGCCGCGCCGUGGGUGACCCUGAGCCCGUGGUGCACUGGGUGGCACCCGAUGGGCGGUUGCUGGGGAACUCGAGCCGGACCCGGGUCCGGGGGGAUGGGACCCUAGACGUAACCAUCACCACCUUGCGGGACAGCGGCACCUUCACUUGCAUCGCCUCCAACGCCGCCGGGGAAGCCACAGCACCGGUGGAGGUGUGUGUGGUGCCUCUGCCUCUGAUGGCGCCCCCGCCAGCCGCCCCGCCACCUCUCACCGAGCCCGGCUCCUCGGACAUAGCCACGCCCGGCCGACCUGGGGCCAACGAAUCGGCGGUUGAGCGCCGGCUCGUGGCGGCAGAGCUCACCUCGAACUCAGUGCUCAUCCGCUGGCCAGCCCAGAGGCCCGUGCCUGGCAUCCGCAUGUACCAGGUCCAGUACAACAGCUCCGCAGAUGACUCCCUUGUCUACAGGAUGAUCCCAUCCACCAGCCAGACCUUCCUGGUGAAUGAUCUGGCAGCGGGCCGUGCCUACGACCUGUGCGUGCUGGCGGUCUACGACGACGGGGCCACGGCGCUGCCGGCCACACGAGUGGUGGGUUGCGUGCAGUUUACCACCGCGGGGGAUCCAGCGCCCUGCCGACCGCUGAGGGCCCAUUUCUUGGGCGGCACCAUGAUCAUCGCCAUCGGGGGCGUCAUUGUCGCGUCCGUCCUCGUUUUCAUCGUUCUGCUCAUGAUCCGCUACAAGGUUUACGGCGACGGGGAUGGCCGCCGCGUCAAGGGCACCUCCAGGUCGCCUCCCCGGGUCAGCCACGUGUGCUCGCAGACCAAUGGCGCAGGCGCAGCGCAGGCCCCGCCCCCGCAGGACCGUUAUGAGGCGCUGCGCGAGGUGGCUGCUCCAGCUGCUGCGGCCGUGGAGGUCGAGGCGAAGGCUACCGCAGUCGAGACGGCUUCCACGGAGCCAGAGGUGGCCCUUGGACGCUCCCUGGGCGGCUCGGCCACCUCACUGUUCCUGCUGCCGUCUGAGGAAACCUCUGGGGAGGAGUCCCGGGUCGCGGCGGGCCCCCGGAGGAGCCGUUCGGGGGCCUUGGGACCGCCCGCUUCGGCGCCCCCCACGUUAGCUCUGGUUCCUGGGGGAGCCCCGGCCCGGUCGAGGCCGCAGCAGCGCUACUCUUUCGAUGGGGACUACGGGGCGCUCUUCCAGAGCCACAGUUACCCGCGCCGCGCCCGGCGGACAAAGCGCCACCGGUCCACGCCUCACCUGGACGGGGCCGGAGGGGGCGCGGCCGGGGAGGACGGAGACCUGGGGUUGGGCUCCGCCAGGGCGCGCCUGGCCUUUACCAGCACUGAGUGGAUGCUGGAGAGUACCGUGUGAGCGGCGGGUGGGCGCCGGGACCUGGGUGCGGCGGACCAAUGCCCAGCCUCCCGGACGCGCCGGGGUAAGACUCGGAGAGAAUGCGCUGAGCCAUCAAGUCUGACUGGAGGGGAGACGCGCUCUUCUCCCUGGAGGGGGCGGGCUGCCUGGGCUGCGGCUCGAGGCCACGCCCCCGCGCCCCGGCGGUUUGAGGGCGGCCCGCGGGGCUCCGCCCCCCCACGGACUUUAAGCCCCACCUCCUGCCCCUCCCCCCGCGCGCUCGCGGACCUCGCUGGAGCCGGUGCCUUACACAGCGAAGCGCGGGGAGGGGCAGGGCCCCCCCGACACUGCAGCACUGAGACACGAGCCCCCUCCCCCCCGCCCGGGACCCGGGACCCGGGACCCGGGGCAGGGGCGAGGGGCCCAUUUCUUGUAUCUGGCUGGACUAGAUCCUAUCCUGUCCCGCGGCGGCCUCCAAAGCCCCCACCCCCACCCCAUUCAAUUCCCUGGUCCCGUCGGGUCUGGCUUGGGGUCCCCCUUUCUCGGUUCCCUUCGUUUGUCUCCGUCCUUCCCUCUAUCGUCUCUGUCUUCUGUCCUUCCCUCUUUGUCCCAAUUUUCUCUGUCCUGUCGUCCUCUCUUCUCCUUCUGCCGUCCUGUAUUUCGUCCAGUCUCCUUGUCUCUCCUGAUUCUCUUCCCAGUACCCAUUCUCCGGGGCAGGUCCCACUGGAAGGACCAGACUCCCCUAUUCCUCUUUCCCCCAAAUAAAUCCCCACAUGAACAAGAUCCAAAAACAAAUCCCCCUCCCUACCGGAGCCGGGACCCUCCGCCGCAGGAGAAUUAAACUUUUUUCUGUGUCUGAGGCCGCUCUGCUGA
Phacochoerus africanus (Common warthog) is the source of this 3224-nucleotide messenger RNA. It is a transcript of the gene LRFN1, whose product is annotated as leucine rich repeat and fibronectin type III domain containing 1. Gene Ontology annotation, molecular function: protein binding. Bases 66 to 2372 code for a protein of 768 amino acids. The record is from RefSeq and is a predicted model, not a curated record. Lineage: Eukaryota; Metazoa; Chordata; Mammalia; Artiodactyla; Suidae. The transcript has 3 exons.